Arabidopsis thaliana (thale cress) is the source of this 561-nucleotide messenger RNA. Its product is annotated as Stigma-specific Stig1 family protein. The record is from RefSeq and is marked reviewed. NCBI's taxonomy places the organism in Eukaryota, Viridiplantae, Streptophyta, Magnoliopsida, Brassicales, Brassicaceae. Bases 44 to 508 code for a protein of 154 amino acids. The transcript has a single exon.
CUCUCUUUCUCUCAACUUCUCUUUUUAACAAACGAAAAAAGACAUGGGGCAUAGAAAUACCGUAUUGACAAUACUUCUAACCAUUUCUAUAGCCAUAAUGGUACUCAUUGCUACAGUAUUUGUUAGCAACAACAAAACAGAAACGUUGUUACAAACGCAUACGCAGACGCAAACGCUAAUUACAACGGGAAGGGUGAGCCGUUUCUUAGCGCAAAACGCAAAGAACGGUCGUAAUCUUAACGCAGCGGAUCAUUGCAAUAAAGAAGAGGAGAUAUGCAAGAGUCAAGGAAUGUACAACUCAACCAUGGCGUGUUGUAGCAACAAGUGUGUUGAUCUGGCGUACGAUAACGAUAACUGUGGCGCAUGUAAGAACCAAUGCAAGUUCACGCAGACUUGUUGUAGAGGAGAGUGCGUUUACUUAGCUUAUGAUAAGAGGCAUUGUGGGGAGUGCAACCAUAGUUGUUUGGUUGGUGAGUUUUGUGUCUAUGGGUUGUGUAAUUACGCAUGAUAUGUGAUUAGUUAGUUUUUAUAUGUUAAACUUUGGUAUUUUAUUAGUGUUUU